Messenger RNA from Neoarthrinium moseri, 471 nucleotides. RefSeq lists its product as uncharacterized. The transcript is spliced from 2 exons. The record is from RefSeq and is a predicted model, not a curated record. Lineage: Eukaryota; Fungi; Ascomycota; Sordariomycetes; Amphisphaeriales; Apiosporaceae. Bases 1 to 471 code for a protein of 156 amino acids.
AUGUCAGCGGCGAAGCGGAUCGGAAAGGAGCUCGCCGAGUGCGAGGCCGCCCCUCCGCAGGGCAUGAAGAUCACGUACAACGAGUCGGACCUGCACCGGUGGAACAUCACGCUCGCGGGCCCGGCCGACACCGUCUACGCCGGCGGCACCUUUCACAUCACCAUGGUGCUGCCGCCGGACUAUCCCUUCAAGGCCCCCAUCGUCAACUUCACCACCCGCCUGUACCACCCCAACGUGACCAACGACACCCUGGGCAACAUCUGCCUGUCCAUCCUCAAGCCCGAGAACUGGAAGCCCGCCAGCCGCAUCAAGGGCGUGCUCGAGGCCGUCCGCCAUCUGCUGAUCGAGCCCAACCCGGACGACCCGCUCGAGACCCGCAUCGCCGAGGAGUACAAGAACAACCGCGCCGAGUAUGACAAAAACGCAAAGCAGUACGUUGAUAGAUAUGCCAAGGGCGAUGCCAAGAAGUGA